Molecule: messenger RNA, 273 nt
Organism: Spirometra erinaceieuropaei
Lineage: Eukaryota; Metazoa; Platyhelminthes; Cestoda; Diphyllobothriidea; Diphyllobothriidae
Source: the annotation of a GenBank genome assembly
AUGAGUGAUGAAAAUCGACAGUAUCGGCAGGGACGUCUUCGCAUCAGGAGUGUAAUCACCUCUGGCGAUGGUGGUGGUGGUGAUGGGGGUGUUGGUGUUGACGGUCGUGUUGCCGUUGCUGCUCUUGUUGUUGUUGUUGUUGGUGAUGAUGAUGAUGAUGAUGAUGAUGAUGAUGAUGAUGAUGAUGAUGACGCUCCCAACUCAUCUUGCCCACCCUAUCCCCGUAUAUUCACCCCGCACGACGGCCUGUUCGGUCAAUUGCGGGUCCAUUGA